Messenger RNA from Cuscuta campestris, 1905 nucleotides. The record is from the annotation of a GenBank genome assembly. Lineage: Eukaryota; Viridiplantae; Streptophyta; Magnoliopsida; Solanales; Convolvulaceae.
AUGUUUGACUGAAGUUAUUUUCAAAUCAUUUUUUGUGAAAAAUGGUGUAAAAUUUAAAAAUUACAUAUUAAAAAAACUACAUCAAAUGAUCUACAAAACUAGAUGUGACAUGACUAUAUUAUUUAAUUUUAUCAAAUGAGUGACGAAAAUAAGCCAACAAAGUGAAUAAAGUUUGACCAUGUGAAUAGUGAACGGGAAGUUUAUUUGUGGACGGAGGAUUACAAUAUUUUUCCUCCAUUGCACUAGAACAUCUUCUCCGGUUACCUGAUGCUGGAUUCUUCUGAGACGCGUUCAUUUCCUUCCGAGCCCCCUCACAUUGGCGACUGGUUUUCGAGCUAUGUUUAUCGGUCUCCUUCGCCGAGUGGCAUCAAUGAAUUGUUUUGCUACUCCGGCGAGGGAGGGGCUGAGAAAGAAGAUGCGUUUGUUAAAAGCAGGGAUUCCGGGAGCGAGACUUGUUUGUCUUCUGGUGAAAAUGCAGUUUCUGAUGGAGAAAACGAACGCGCCAUUGAGCUUCUGAGAUCAUCAAAGUACUCAGCACUUUCUCCGGUUCAGCCAGAGUCUUCAGAUGUCAAAUAUGAUUUCUAUAGCUAUGUACCUGAAACUCCAAUGUCUGAUGAGAAUGGUGAUUUCAGUGUUCCACUAUCAAACAAAACCAAUGACUUGAGAGAAACUGGCAACUCCCAUGGCAGUUAUGAAAGAGAUGUAAGACUUGGAGGAACUGAUGGUUUGUGUGUGAAGGGCCUUGUUAGGUGUAAUACCUCUGUUGAUACCCUGAACUGUUCAAACCAGGUUAUAAGACCUUCAGAUUACCUUUCACCUUCUGAUUCUGUAGAUGUUAAUGUCCCUUUAGAUAGCUAUGUCCCCGAAACUCCAGCCUUUGAUGAAUUAAUUCAUUCUGAGGUCCAAGAAUCAAAAGAUAAUGAUGCCAAUGACUAUGGUGGCCAAAGGAAGCUCAAUUCUAGUCUUAACAACUGCGAAACGGAUGAGACGUGCAUUAGAAAUGGAAUGAAGGAAAAAAGUGCUCUUCAGUUUUCAGAAGGCCUUGUUGAGUCCAAGACAUUUAAGGGUAACAACAAAAGUUUAAGUCAGGAUUCCCCCUCCUCAGACGACAUUCCACUUCUUUCAGCGCCCCCUGAUGUCAGGAACUGGUUCUCCAGCUAUGUGUAUGAAUCUCCAACAUUGGACACAAGUGAUGGAUUCAGCCUUUCCAAAUAUGAAGAAAGUGAAUCCGGUGUUGAAGAAUGUCCCGAGGGUAGCCAAAAGAAACUGCAGAACUUAAGUUCUACUGAAGCUGUGUUUUCCAUGGAUAGAAAUAUAAAGAAUGCCCAUGACCCUUCUUCUCCAAAGAAGAGGCAAUGCUCUGGUGGAAACAAUAACUUCUCAUCGCAAAUGGAGCCUCAGGGAAGCACCGAGAGAGAAAAGGAUGGGAAUGGCUCUGCAGAUAAUGGCUUCAUCUCAACAAGAAAGAUCAGAAGUAGGAAACCGGACGAUGAAAACCGGUCUUUCACGCCAAGAAAGGCAAUCGAUCACGAACCCAUCAUUGGAAAGGAUGCUAAAGCAAGAAGGGUUCUUUCUGAUAUAACCAACAGCAGCCAGCAGAAUCAACAAACUCCAGAUGCACCUCAGAUUGCUGGGAAAUGGCGGUGUCCCCAGAAGAGUAAGCCACAGUUAGGCCCUCCUUUAAAGCAGCUUCGGCUUGAGCAAUGGGUUAGAAGAUUAUGAGAAGUGAACUUGUUGCCUAAAUCUAUUUUUCUCACUUUCAUCAGUACCAUUUCUCCCAUGCCUGUUGGAACAGAGGAUAGAGCUGAAUGUGUUAAGUUCAUUGUGUUUUUUGUCCCUAUCAUACAAGGGAGAGAGAAAUAGUAAAAUGAACUACAAAGAAAUUAAUAAAUUAGAAUAAAAUUA